AUGAAUAGACACCAGACCUUCAAUUUGUACCGUUGCAAUGGGACAUAUACGGGAGACUCGGGUGAGAUCAAUGUGUCGGUCACACCGAACAUUACCGAGUUUAAAAUUGAGGUUUGCCAGUGGCAUGUGGUGGUUGGCCCUAAAAUGAGCAUUCAGUUAACAAUAGACAAGAUUAUUGCUCAGACUAUUGUGGACACCCUUUAUAUCUACGACGGUAACAGUGAGACGGACACUAAACUCAAACAUUUGACCAACUUUGCCGAUGAUGAUUAUGACGAGAUUGUAUCCACGACAAAUCAAGUGCUUAUUCAAUUAACGAUGCACAAGAGGUCUUGGUUUCCAAUUAAUAACCCUCGCACCAUUCAAAUUAGAUACAAAGCUAUUCCUUCAGAUUGCAAUAAGACCUACACUGGUGAUAGUGGCGAUAUAAGCCUGGUCAGGCAAUUGACUGAACAAACGAAAACGUUGACAUGUCACUGGACAAUAAGUGUGGCCACAAAUAUGAGGUGUGGACUUGAAUUAACUGAACGCCAGGGUAUUAUCUACAGUCCUGGUUAUCCGAUUGCGUAUUACCACAAAAUGAACUGCGAGUGGAAGAUACGGGUGCCUAAGAAUCAUACGAUUAUAUUACAAUUUAUUGAUUUCAAAACUGAGGACACUGAUCAUUUAACAAUAUCGGACUAUACGAUCAGUGGAUAUAGUGGACAUCAAUUACCACCAAAUCUGUACAGCGCUUCCAAUGCAUUGACUCUGAUAUUCAAGACAGACAUGUCUGUAACGGACAGAGGCUUCAAAAUUGCCUACAAAGCAAAGGAACUAGAUCCAUACGUGACAUUUUUGGCUUCAGCUUAUAAUGUGUUAAUAAAGUUAAAUUCAAGUGAUGUGAAGACUAUUGCUAUGAAUGGCGAUAUUAUGUCGGGUUUAAUGGAUUAUAACAUAAAAGAUGAUCGGAUUGUAUGGUUUGAUCCGCAAAAACAUAAAUUUAUACUGAAGUCCAUUCAAUCAACUGUUGAUAUGUCCGAUGAGAUCGAUGUCGUGGGACAGCCUAAUAGUCUAUUACUCGAUUGGGUCCACGACUUACUCUAUUGGAUAGACAUUAAGUCAAAGACAAUCAAAGUUUUGCAUUUCAAAGACACUGAGAGUGUGUAUACUAUGCUGUUUAUGGAGUGA
Molecule: messenger RNA, 1170 nt
Organism: Oppiella nova
Lineage: Eukaryota; Metazoa; Arthropoda; Arachnida; Sarcoptiformes; Oppiidae
Source: the annotation of a GenBank genome assembly